UAAAACCGCGAAACACGUAACCCGCGUACUCGUUAUAGGAAAAGUAUCCCUCUCGUGAGGCUCUUCUCAGUCGAGCCACCCUUUCCCCGCUUUUAAUCGCGUAUGUAUGUGCGGCGUUUAGAGGGAAAAUUCGAGGACGUGUCACAUACGUUUUUCCGUACCCUUCCUCGAUCAUGCUCCUUCCCGUUCGCUCGUGUCUAAUACCGACAUCCGACAACGCAAGCCAAAUCACAGCUGAUAUCAACAGCAUCGUCGCUGUCAUCAACAUCUGUGCCGCGAACAUCGUGACAACGUGACAUCAAUCCCGGUGAAUCGAUUGAAUCGAACCGGCGAUCGAGGAAAGCCGUGACCUUGAGAAUUCACGUUGCAAGCGGGACAGAUUAGAGGGGGAUGGAGGAGGGGGCAAUUAACGUGCGUUAUCCGACGAUGAUGCGCUAAUGAAGAACAAUCGCGGUACCCGCGUUAUUAUUCACGGAAGAAAGAACACAUGAUUGCUUUGCGAUUCACGUAAGAUACAAUGGUAUUCGAAAGACAGAUAAUUAGUAGAAGAAAUCUGAACUUUUGACAUCUCUCGAUUAUGCCAUUUUGUGUGUCUAUACUUAACAUCUCAGUCGAAGAAAUCUAUCGUGCCAAACGUCAUCAGACAGAUACGCGACAAGUAUGUUGAGAUAGUCAGUCUUUAUGAGGAUAUAAUCUGAUCAUAUAUUGACAAAAGCUUGAUGAUCAAUUGAAUCAGGCUAUCUCAUCGGAGUGUAUUUUAUGUGUGAUUAAUUUAAAUAAAAAUAUGUAAAAGAAUAUAGUAAAAAAUAUAGACAGUAAUCUUAGAAUUACAAUGAUUUUCCGAAGUGUCUCAAUGAGGAAACAAAAUGAAAAAACAAACGAGAAGGAGGGAUCUCGUGAACGUAAAUGCGACGCUGAUACUUUGACGUUCAGCCGCCUCGAGAACGUCACGAGAAUUAUCAUCUUGGACGAUCGCAUAUCGGGGUGAUUACGGUCGUCGUAGUGGCACGGAUGCGCAAGGCAAAACAUGAAUGACAGCGAGAUCUAUUUAUCGAGCUGGGAAGACGAGGCACACGCAUUAAACGACAAUCUGAUCGGCAAGAGUUUUUACAACGCGAGCUAUCCACCGCUCUUUAAUAACACCUAUGAGGAUCUCUGGGGACUCGCCACGGAUCGAAUCGGUCUCGCGAUAGUUCUGUUGCUCUUCUCCGUAGCUACCGUCUUCGGGAACUCGUUAGUGAUUCUCGCGGUAUUUCGCGAGAGGCAUCUGCACACAGCGACGAAUUACUUCGUGACCUCGUUGGCCUGCGCCGAUUGCUUAGUAGGCCUAGUGGUGAUGCCGAUCAGUGCGAUAUACGAGGUACUAGAAAAUCGUUGGCUCUUCACGACGGAUUGGUGCGAUGUCUGGCGAUCAUUGGACGUUCUCUUCUCCACGGCAUCUAUCCUGAAUCUGUGCGUCAUUAGCCUGGACCGCUACUGGGCGAUCACCGAUCCAUUCACGUAUCCGAUGCGUAUGAGCAGGAAACGCGCGGCGAUUCUUAUCGCUAUUGUGUGGAUCUGCUCGAGUGCUAUCUCCUUCCCCGCGAUAGCCUGGUGGCGCGCGGUACGGACCGAGCAAGUACCCGAAGACAAGUGUCCGUUCACGGAGAAUCUCGGCUAUUUGAUAUUUUCGUCAACAAUUAGCUUUUACCUGCCGCUAUUCGUGAUGGUGUUCACGUAUUACAGGAUCUAUCGCGCUGCCGUGAUACAGACGAGGAGUCUGAAACUCGGCACGAAGCAAGUGAUGAUGGCUUCCGGUGAGCUCGAACUUACGCUUAGAAUGCACCGGGGCGGUGUGUCCUCGAACACCGAUGCCAGACAUCUAUUUCGCACCGCCUCGAGCACGCCCGAGGAUCUUCAGGAUCUCGAGGAACCGUUAACGGCACUCCACAAUAAUGGUCUUACCAGAGUGCCAUCCGUGCGAAUCAACAACAAGCACCAUCUGGGCAAAAAUUUUUCUUUGUCGCGGAAGCUUGCCAAGUUCGCCAAGGAGAAGAAAGCGGCGAAGACUCUUGGUAUCGUUAUGGGUGUCUUUAUUAUUUGUUGGCUACCGUUCUUCGUUGUGAAUCUAUGGUCAGGAUUCUGCACGAGGUGCAUAUGGCAAGAGGAAAUCGUGUCCGCUGCCGUCACCUGGCUCGGCUGGAUUAACAGCGGAAUGAAUCCCGUAAUCUACGCCUGCUGGAGUAGAGACUUUCGUAGAGCUUUUGUCAGGAUUCUAUGCUCCUGUUGUCCUAGAAAAAUGAAACGGCGGUAUCAACCGGCAUUCAGAUGUAAACCAAGUCAAUAUAUUUCCGGAAUGGCAACAGGAGGACAAGCGAGUAACGUAAGCUACAGUAGUGUCAGCCAAAGUAGCGAUGGUGGCAUAUGCGCAACCGGAAGCGGUCCUUCCAGCGGCGGUAUGUGACGUCACACGUCGGCCCGAUCGGGGCCACGUCGAGAGCGAGCAAUUCGAUUCCGUGACGCGUGAUUUAGUGACACGAUCAAGAUCGAGAAGACCUUCAAGAAACUAGAAGAAUUUUUCUGUGCGAUUUAAUUUUAUUGCGCUUGGAAAAUGUCAAGAGGACGCGCUUUGGACGGUAUUACAAUUCAUUAUUGCGAGACGCCUCUGCAAAACGAAAAAAUAGAAACGUGUUGUGGGUGGAUGGGAUAGAGACGGCUUGAUGAGUGAAAAUAUAGACCGCGAAAUACCUGAAGCUGCGAAACACGUACUUAACAAUGGAUCUUCAACGGCUUUCAAAUUAUCAUGAUUUAAUUUAAAACGAGUCGUUGGAUUUUCGCUUCUGUAAUCGUAUUAACGAGCGAGCAAAUGCGUCGCGAAUGUACUCUAUCAUCGUACGUGGGCUCUUGAAGGAAAGUAAAAACCAACCUGGUCAGCUCCGGGCGUAAUGCGCCGCAAGAGACUAAAUUUAUAGAUUCUCUAUUCAUGCUACAGAAAAAGAUCUUAUAAAAAAAGUAUCCUUGUGGAAUUUUAACACACGCUAUUUCUCAUCUAAGACGCUGAUUGUACCAAUUACCGAUCAAUGCUACCUCUGAUUAGUCAACUUUCUGAAACUAUUUGCAUCGUUAAUAGAAUUGUAAUGUGUAAAAGUGACAGUCAAUAUGAAAAAUUGCACAAUUGCUAGUCCAAGAUUUAACCUAAUACUAUCGAUGCAACCGAAGAUAAGAUAUUGUAUGAGACCAAACUAUAGAUAUCUGUGACAAUUAGAUAAGCUCGCGAUUACUCUCGACGGAACUUACUAACUUCGAUGGCAAAAAAAAAAAAAUACACGUAUAUAGAUGCGAGUAGAUGUAAAUAACAAACAAAAGCAAUAUAUACAAGUAAAAGAAGUCUCAAAUAGAAAAGAAAAUAAAUAUUUGAGCAAUGUAUAUUUCACAUCCUUUAAAUAUAACAUACAUAUAAAGAUAGUUUUGUAAAAAAAAUUAGUCACAUGUAUAUUGAAUAGCCUUAAGGAUAGAAAAAGAGUUAGAGGAAAAAAUAUUCUGUUCUUUUAACUUUAAAUAUAAAUAAAAAGUAAGAAUAAGUUGCGCUUUGUAUGCGAGAUUUUUCCGAUGCAGCUGUUGAGUCUUUUUUACUUUAUUAAAUAUUAAUUCUUUUUUUAUAUUAGUAUAAUAUUUUACUUAUUGUAUAAUACUUAUUCUAUAAUAGUUUUUGUUGCUUUCAUUUUCUCGUUUGUUUUAUUUGAUUAAAUACAUGUCAAUUAACGCAUUAUACAGUACAAUGAUUUUUUUUCAAUAAUUCUUGAC
Molecule: messenger RNA, 3783 nt
Organism: Cataglyphis hispanica
Lineage: Eukaryota; Metazoa; Arthropoda; Insecta; Hymenoptera; Formicidae
Gene: Dop1R2
Product: dopamine receptor 2
Exons: 4
Coding region: 1028-2443 (471 amino acids)
Biological process (GO): adenylate cyclase-activating adrenergic receptor signaling pathway
Cellular component (GO): membrane
Molecular function (GO): G protein-coupled receptor activity
Source: RefSeq, a predicted model, not a curated record